Molecule: messenger RNA, 594 nt
Organism: Penicillium olsonii
Lineage: Eukaryota; Fungi; Ascomycota; Eurotiomycetes; Eurotiales; Aspergillaceae
Source: the annotation of a GenBank genome assembly
AUGCGUUCCUCCAUCGUCGCUAUCUCGGCUCUUGCCACCGCUGCCCUUGGCGCGAACUCAACAUACUCUUACACCUUCCCCGCUGGUUGGGACAUCGCGCAGGUUGAGAAGGGUGACCUGAGCGCCUGGUGUUCUGCUCAGCGCAACACCUGCCCCGAGAUUUGCAAGGGCACCAAGCUCAACUCAUGUGAUCCCGCUACUUUGAAGUUCAGCUGUGUCUGCAGCGACGACUCCACCCCCGACGUGUCGGAGUACAUCCAGACCGUUCCCUUCUACGUGUGCCAGGAUGCCUACGGCCAGUGCAUCAGAUCGCACCCCGAUGAUGCCGAGGGUCAGCGCGCUUGCAAGAAGGCCAUGAACUGCGGUACCAAGAACGCCAGCGAGAGCAGCACCACCUCUUCAUCUGCGUCCGCCAGCGCUUCUACAACUCUGGCCGUGUCCACCUCUACUGACUCUUCCGCCUCCGCAACCUCCUCCGUGGCUGCCUCGAGCUCCACCGCCGCCAACGCCGCUGCUGCGUUUGGCGACGUGACCCAGUACUCCACUGGUCUCAUGGCCGGCCUCAUGUUCGUGGCUGCUCGCAUGGUCCUGUAA